UUAUACAAGAUAUUCAACUAAAAAAAGUGGGAUAUACAAGGUGGUUUAUACCAUUUAUAAGAUAUUCAACUGAAAAAUGAUUCAUUAGUGUAUAUACAUAUAUAUAUUUUUUAUAUUCUAUAGAUAUAAAACAGAAUAUAGGAUGAAAUAGAAUAUAGGAUGAAAACAGCAGCAAAAUGGAGUUUUCCUUGGUAACUUAGCUUAGGUGCAGCUCCCUAUUCUGUAUUUUUUGGUAAAAAGCAGAAAGCCAAAUUCAAUAGAGAUAAUUUGGUGCAGGUAAAAAUCUGUCAUUUGAACUGCUCAGAGUCCUGUAAAAAGUUGUGUGGAUGAGAAUGGUUUUGAUACAUUCAUUCCUCAUUUUUUUUUUUCUCCAGACUCCCUUGAUAAAAUGAUCUCACUUUUGUACAGAUGUUGUAUCUCCUUCCCCUGCUGCAAAAUCAGAGGGUUUGAAACUGUCCAAAUCUCGUGGUUUCACUUAUUCUUUUAUUUUCCCCCAAAUAUCAGAGCUGUUGUUGCUUUAAAUCACAAGGAUUUUAAAUAAUAUUUUUCUAAAGGGUGUCCACCCGGGUUUUCAUUCAGUUAAUUCCUACUUUUACCUCUUUGCUGUUCAGAUUUGACUCUUUCUGUUCUGCAGUCGGGUUUUUAUUCGAGGCGUCGUCGCUUGGGUUUCGGAGGAAACGGCUCAAAGGAAAUGUGUGAGGGGUGAUAGGAGUGGAAAAGUGGCUGUGGUGGUUCACACCAAGGCCUGCUGCUGUCUCCUGCAGCUUCCAGAGAUGAGGGAGAGGGGGAAAAGAUGUGGAAAAUAAAAAAUAAAAAUAAAGAGAUCCCCUUGCUGCACUGCUCCAUCUCCAGCCCCUCCCAGCUCAGCCCUCUGCAUCCAGAUUUAUUAUGAGCCGUAAUAAAUCGAUUUUCAGGUGCCUCUCCAGGCUUCUCUUGAGCCUCAAUAACCUGAUUUGGAUCCUGGUGUUUUCUGGAGGGAUUUCUGACCCCGCUCGUGUUGUUUUGAGCCCGGAUUUUGGGAUGGAGGAGGACAGACAGCUCCUCCCUGUCCAUCCCCCUGUGCUGCUCGUUGGAUCACAGCUGUCCCCAGCUCCUCUGUUUUUAGGUUGAAAACUCUCAGCUUUCAUUAUUUCUUCAUUAAGGAAAUCUCGUUGGAGUUUUGCCAUCCUCUGAGCAUUUCCACUUCUCCCGUGUGUGUAUAUCAAAUUAUUUAACAUCAUUUUAUGUGCCGAGCCCACCAAACCCACCCACACUCAGAGCUUUUGGGCAAAGCAGGAAUUUCUAUCAUUUGGAAUGAUUUUUUAUUUGCUCUCUGCUGCCUUCCCCAUCAUUUAUUUCUAUUUUUCCCAGAGAUUCGUGUGCUUGCAGCCCAGCUGACGUUUUCAUACCUGUGUUUAUCAGCAGUGGCAAAGGUCACAGCAGAGCUCUGGAAAGCUCUGGGCUGGCUGCUCUGCUUUUCCCACAAAUUCUGGGCAUCAAACCAGGCUCUCCCAUCCUCCAAACCCCUCUGAUCCAGGCUCUCCCACCCUCCAAACCCCUCUGAGUUUUCUUGGAUGAAAAUCCCGGGGUUUUCUUGGAUGUUCAGGAACAGGUUAAGCCGAGUGUGCCGUCCACGCAUGACCUUCUCUAUUGUUUGCUCUUGGAACAGCUCAGCCCCGAUGGUAACACAAGAACUUUGAAUAGCAGCUGAGGAUCCAGGGCCUGCCUUUAUUUUAUUUUAUUUUCAAGGAGUUAUUGAUGCUGGAGGAACGCUCAGCACUGGAUUUUCAUCCUUUCCUUCGACCUGUGCUGUUGUGUUGUUAUUUUUGGAGGGCUCUGAGGUGGUGCCAAGCUGCGUGAAGGGGAAGCAGAGAUGUGUUGGGUCUCAUUUCCUACCUUCAGUUCACUCAAAAACUUUGGUAAAAUGUGGCUUUGUUUUUUCCAGGGCGUUCACACAGUGUGGUAAAAGGCUUUAGUUAAUUAAUAAUUUAUUACCUGCACAGGCUCCAUUCCUUGGGCUCACACGAUGAUGAUGAUGUCUUGAUGCAUUUAUUUUUAUUUUUAUUAUUUUUAUUUUGCUGUAGAGGCUGAGCAGUUUAUUGUGGAGCAAUUAAAACAUCUUUACCUGCAAGCAGAAGCUGUAGGUUGUUACCUCGUGAGGGGAUCAGGAGGAAAAAAGAUAAAAUCCCAACCAAACAUCCUGCAGGAUGGAUGUUCCCGGGGUGAUCUCGACAAACCCUGAGCUCCAACCGCUUCACAAACCUUGGCAAUUCCAUUUUUAGGGAAUUUUGCCUGAAAUCCUGAAAGAAAAGGAGUGAUUAUGGAAUUCUUUUCCCAAUAAGGAGGAAAUUUCCACUUCUGUUGUCCUCCCCCUUUGAAGGAAUUUGCUGCAGCUCUUCCUCUCUUCUGUCAUAAUGACUCUUAAUUACUAAAAGAUCGCUAAUUAGUGUGUUUUUAAUAACAAUUCGCUGUCACUGCCUGAAAUUGCUGUUUAUAAAUCGAUGUGGAGCUUCUUCCCUGGCUCUGCUCCCCAGAAACAUCCAGGAAUAAUUCCUGGGAUUCUCCAGGCACAUCCCAGGGCUGAUAAACCAGAGAAGUUCCAAAAACUUGGAUUGGAAUAUUUUGAUUUGAAGGCGGUUUUGGAUGAAAAAUGGGUGAAAAAUGGAUGAAAAAAGACAUUUUUUGUGCUGGUGGAUGGAUGAGGAAUGCUCAGUCUCGUCCAUCACUCUCAGUUGAUUAAAAAUAGAAAUUAAUGUUGAUUUCUGCCUGCUUUUUACCCCUCAGACAAAUCCCACCCUUCUAAAAAUGGGGGAAAAAAAAUUCAGGUUCACCUGAAUAAUUAAAUAAUUCAUAAUUGAACCAUGUCAAUAAUAAAUAAUUGAAUAAUCAGUGCCAGGCAUGGUUUUUCCAGGGAAUUUCUUAUCCAGAGGCACCAAAACUUAGAUUUGAUUUAUUUUUAACCUUAAUUCCCAGUUUUCCUAGGGCGUGGAGACAAGAUUCAACUGCUGAGAACGCUCUGAGCUGUUGUGCUGAGGGUUGGAAUUCCUCCAGCUGGGAAUCUGAAGUUUGGGAAUCUCUCCUGGCUUUGGGAAAGCCAAGAUUUCAUCUUUGAUAGCUUUUUAUUUAAAAAUGUGAUGAUUAUUUUGGGAAAGAGCCGUAGAGGAAGAUCCCUUUCCUAUGGAUAAUCACCGGAGAGUGUGAGCAGCAGUCUCAGAUAUUUAAAUUUUUAAUUUUUUUUUAUUUUUUGGUGGGAAUACUCCUCGUUUCCAGGUGUUUCAGCCUUCCCUCAACACACAGAAAUUUGGGAUUUUCCUCCAGCAGCGGGAACGGCGUCAAAUCCUGGGAUUGACCCAGCUGGGAAAACAAGCCAGGUUUGGGAACACCAAAAACAGGGGAGGUGGGAAAACAACCUGGCCUCUUUCCCAGCUCCCAGGGGUAACCAUGGGACUGCUGGGAUGGCAGCAAAUCCCCGAGGGAUUCGGGAAGGGAUUUGGGAUUUGGGAUUUGGGAUUUGGGAUUUGGGAUGGGAAUGUCGGAGGGAGCCAGGAUGAGGAAUCCCCGAGCGGCGCCGUUGGUGGAAAUGCCGGCUGUGUGCUCACAUCUCCCUUCUCACUCCUCCAUCCCAAAUCUGCCACUGACCCGAGCUGAGCUGCAUUCCUGGAGAGAUGUUUUUUCUGGAGAGCUUCUCCCGACUUUUGCAAAUAUUCCUCACCAUCCUCAUCCUCUUUGGGAAUUUUGAGCGUUCCCUCAGUACCAGAGGGCACAAAACCAGCGCCUGUUUGGUUCUGGGAAUUGUUGGAAAUCCCAGUGCCAAAACCUCAACCUUUUCAGGGCUAAAUAACAUCAAUUUCUUGUGCACUGCUGUGAUGUUUGUGGGAAUGAAUAUUCCCAGGACUGAACGCUUGGAAUUGAGGGAUUUCUCUGCAGGCAAUCCUUGGGAAUUGGGCAUAUCCAUUUAUAGAAAUAAAAGGGUUUUAUUUUCAUUUCUAUUUGAUAAAGACAAAGCUGCAGUUCAGCUUUUUGUUGUUGUUCUGUUCCUUUAUUUCCUGUCUGGACAGAGAAAUCCCAGUUUUUUUGGGAAUUCUGCUCAGCAGCCAGAGGUGGGGGCAGUUCUUUGCUCUUCAAGGUGGGCUUUGGACCUGUCAGGUUCCAGUGAUCUUUUCUGCUCGACUGCUGCAGGCAACAGGAAAGAAAAUCAACAUUUCCAACAUUUCCUGGAGCAAAACUCUCUGUGUCUUUGCCCUCCAGCUUUGCUGCUGCAGCUGAGCCAGCGAGGGGUUGGAAUUGUGAUGAGCUGUGACAGGGAAAUUGAGGUUUUUUCACACGUUUGGGUCGUUUCCCUGCCCAUUCCAGGGUCAGGAGACCACGGAUCAGAGCGUGGAGAGGGUUUGGAUUUCUGCUGGUGGAGCUGGGUUGGAUCCUCUGAAACGCUCCUGGGUUGGAGGAGGGGAUGGGAAUUUUGGUGUCGGUGUCGUAGGAGACUUUUCCCGUGGACAGCAUCCCCUGGCAAAGGUGGGGAUGCUUCAAGGCUCUCUUUGUUGGGGAUAAAAGGUUUAUCUAUAAAUUAUGGAAGGUUAAUAAAAGCCACAUGGCUUUAUUGCUGUUUUUAAGGAGGGUUCUGUCGGUGCCCUGAGCACUGCAAACAAAAUUGUUCCUGUCCUCCUGCGCGAGGAAUGCGCCGGGGUGGGGAAGAUGUGGGAAUUUUGUUUGUUUUGGUCUCCGAGUCUGGCUCCAGUGCGGACCCUGCUUUGUGUGUGCUCAUUCCAGCUUGCCUUCACCUUAAAAAUGGAAAUUCUCCAGCGUGGAGCAGGAGAUUCUCACUGCCUCAGUUAUUUCUCAGUCCUCUGCCGCUCGUUCCUUACAAAACAAGAAGAGAGUGAAGCUCUGAGAGGUUCUGGCUGUUGAGGAAGUGACUUUUAAUGGUGAUGGCACAAAACCCUUCAGCUGUAGCUCCUCAUUCUGUCGAAGAAGUGUUUGGAAAGCAUUAUAAAUAGUGUUUUUCCAUGUUUCGAAUCUAUUUGUUUCACUUUCCUUUCAGCUGUCAACACUUCAGAUUGGAACUGAAAUGCCUUAUUCUUUUAAGACAUCUUCAUUUCUUACCAAGCAGCUCGUCUGUUCUCAUUAGUGGAUCUGUGACAGUCUCAGAGUUAAAUGUGAGGAAGGUUCUUGGGGUAUUCAGAGAUUAAAAAGAAACAGCUCCAGGUAUUUCCAGAGGGUUUGUGGAAGGCUCAGCCAGGUUCCUGAGCUGUGGUUCAGCAGAGCAGAAACCUUGUGGCAAAUUUGACUUCGGUGUGGCUGCUGCAAACCUCAUUAAAGACGUGAAUCACCUCAUUUAGGGCUUUUAAAUAUCUUGUAAUUAGUGAUCUUGCAGGUGCUGGAGCUCUGAGGAGACGAUGGGAGUUUGGGGCUGGUUUUACUAAAGCCAGGGGUAGGGCCUUUCUAAUCUGGGCACUUGAGGUUUGAGAAUUAACGUGGAAUAAAAUCAGAGCGGUGUUUGAGACCGAAUGCUUUGCAGGGUUGGAAGGAGCAGAGAGGAUGGGGAGGGUUUGUGGUCAAAUUCAGAGAUUGCAAAUUCAGUGGCUGGGAAAUUGCAGAAGCCUCCCUCGUGUGCUGAGUGAGCUGCUUUGCUCCCAGAUAAAUCCAUCGAGUGUUGUGUGGAGUCGGAUCUUCUGGGGUUGGCUAUGAAAUAUUGAAUUGUUUCACGCAGAGGAUGCAGCCUGUCUCAUCAGUGGGUUUUAGCCAUCGUAUUUCUUUAUGAUUCCUUGGGAAUCCAGAAUUCCACAGGGAAUCACCAUUCCAGCUGGUGUCUCAGGCCUUCUGAUGAUGGACAAGCACUGAAAUAAUUUUUUCCAUGAAAACCAGGCCCUGAAGUUGAUUUUCUGGCUCCUGCCCGCCCAGUCGAUGCCAACUGGUGGUUACUGGUUUCACUGGCUGGGGAGGUGUUGUUCCCCGUUCUGGAGAAGUCAAACAGGUGACAAGUUGUACCAGUCUGAUUCAUUAGAUCCCAUUGGGAGACACUAAACAGCUGCCUUAAUGAGGAUGCUAAUUAACAGGAGGCAGAGCCCAGAGCAGGAUCCGCAGCUCUGACGGGAGGAGCGCGGAGAUGGAACGGGAAGAAGUUUCCUUUAACCCAGGAGUGGUGCCACGGGGUCAGCUGGGAUCAUAUUCCCUCUCCUUUUAAUGCCAUUGAUCUCCUGGCUCUGAGCCUUUUAUUUCUGCUGCAAACUGGGGGAGGCCCUUGGAAGUGCUGUUUGGAGUUCAGGACUGGCACAGCUUGGAUUUGUCAGUGCACAACUGCUUUUACAUCCAGCCAGAGCAGUAACAAAUUAUUGACAUUGGAGAUUUUAGUGAGUGAUUAAAAAAAAAUAACAAGUACAGCCACAACCAGGUUUUUACCCACAGAAUGGAAAUGCCUUUAAAAAAUCUCUGAGUGCAGAGUGGAAAAUAAACCCUGAGCACUUAAAAAAUACGUGAGCGUUGCGAAAGGGGGCGCAGAGCCUUUAAAAUCCUCCUCCUUAACGGCCUUCAAGCCCUUCCUAGCUCGGGUGAGGGUGCUGGAAGUGCCCCUAUUAAUUCCUUGUUUCGUU
Messenger RNA from Parus major (Great Tit), 6566 nucleotides. RefSeq lists its product as uncharacterized. The coding region runs from base 3645 to 4589 and encodes 314 amino acids. The transcript is spliced from 3 exons. The record is from RefSeq and is a predicted model, not a curated record. NCBI's taxonomy places the organism in Eukaryota, Metazoa, Chordata, Aves, Passeriformes, Paridae.